GCUUGGGCUUGAAUGUCUUAACAUCCUGCAGAAUUUGUGAGAAAGUCAGAAAGCAAACAAUUUAGGAUCCAAACAGACAUGGACUCCCCUCCUGAAGAUGCACCAAGGCCUCAAAGCACAGUGAUAAUUUCAUCAAUCGCUGUGGUUAAUUUCCUUUGGUGGAUGGUUUUACUUGCAGCCAUUGGCUUUGGGGCCAUCCAUGUGAAAAGCUGUCCCGCUCAACCUUAUAUCCCCAUCUACAUGAUCGUUCUGGGGUCAGUCAGUCUGAUCUCUCUGACUCUGACCUACACCAAAAGUAUUUGGGUGGACGGUCCUGUCUUUAUGGUGGCCUCCACAUGCAUCAGUUUGCUCUAUCUCUUUGACUUCUGUUGGUUUAUUGCAGGCUCAGUGUGGGUCUACAGCAUCUAUCCACCCGACUACUCCAAUGAAUCGCCUCAUUUCUGCUUUAAACCUUUUUACAUCUUUGCGUUUGUCAUCACCACUCUGGUUUGGGCGACUUCAGGUUUAUUAUGUAUUUGUGGAGGUUGUUUCUUCGCAUGCUCCUGCUGCACUGCUGUGGAGGCAGGACGGAACUUGCUGCCGGCUCGCGUCAGUUUUUAUGGUACAACUGCAUCUAGUGAUUAUAAACCUAUCGUUGGUGAUGUGUAAAAAUGUGUACACAUAGAUUUGAAUUAAUGAUAUGCAUAUGAUAAUGAUAAUGCAUAUGAUAUUAUGUUGGUGUUUUUCCAUUUUAUUUCUUAAGUGCAUUGAUAACUGUUUAAAAAGUUAGUGAUGUAGGUCUCUCAAUAGGGCUUUUCUAUCUGUAGUAGUAGAUGUGAUUAGUAGAUGUGUAGAUUUUAUUUUCACGAAAUGCUAAACUGAUAUAGGUUUACUGAAGGGCCAUCUGAUAAUCUUGACACUGAUGCCUUAUUUGUAGACUAUGCACUUAUCUUUCUACUGAUUUUAUUAUUAUUAUGUGUGUGCCUACUUCAAUAAAUUUGGCUAUAGUAUUAUA
This is a messenger RNA of Boleophthalmus pectinirostris (great blue-spotted mudskipper), 994 nucleotides long. RefSeq names its product transmembrane protein 272-like. The record is from RefSeq and is a predicted model, not a curated record. The coding region runs from base 79 to 648 and encodes 189 amino acids. The transcript is spliced from 5 exons. NCBI's taxonomy places the organism in Eukaryota, Metazoa, Chordata, Actinopteri, Gobiiformes, Gobiidae.